AAUGCGGCGCCAACUGCAGAGCCGUACGGUUGACUUCGAUCCAUCAGAUCAAUCAAAAAACAAGUGUAGCUUGAGCGUCUGUGAGCUAACCCGAACAAAAAUAUGCCCGAAUCGAGUUUCUUUGCGAGAAGCGUGCCCUUCGAGCAAAUCGAUAAGCUGGCCAUCAGCGGCGGCUACUCCUCGAUCUAUGCCACUCGAGAGCCAGGCGUGCCCGUGGUGGGCAACUGGGAGCAGCGUUUCUGUCGUUUGGCCGACACAUUCCAGCCCGUGCUGGAUCGUGUGCAUGAGUUCGAGGUGCGCGAGGACGAUGUGUGGAUUGUAACGCUGCCCAAGUGCGGCACCACCUGGAUGCAGGAGCUGACCUGGCUGGUGCUCAAUCGUUGCGACUUUGAGACGGCCAAGAGCGUGGACCUGACCAUACGUUCCCCAUUUUUGGAAUUCAACGGAGUUGUGCCGAACGUGCCACACGACACAAUCGAGGCAGCCAACGCCUUGAGCUCGCCACGGCUGAUCAAAUCCCAUUUGCCCGCCUGGCUGCUGCCCCGCCAGAUAUGGACCAAGAAGCCGAAGAUCAUCUAUGUGUAUCGCAAUCCCAAGGAUGCGGCCGUCUCAUAUUUUCAUCAUUGGCGCGGCAUGGUCGGCUACCAAGGCACAAAGGAUGAUUUCAUGCAUUCGUUCAUCGAUGGCUAUGUGAACUUUACGCCCUGCUGGCCACAUGUCCUCGACUUCUGGCAGCUGCGCCACGAGCCGCACAUCUACUUCACCAGCUACGAGCGCAUGAAGACCCAGCUCGGCCAGGUUAUCGAAGAUGUGGCGCGUUUCCUGCAGCGUUCCGUCAGCGGUGAGCAAGUGCAGCAAAUGAAGAAACAUCUCUCCUUUGAGAGCAUGCGCGACAAUCCCGCCUGCAAUCAUGCCAAGGAGUUCGAGAGCAUGAAGGCAGCAGCCGGCCGCGAAGUGGAGGAGUUCAGUGUUGCUCCACACAGAUUUGUGCGACGCGGCGUCGUGGGCAGCCACAAGGACGAAAUGACGGCGGACGUGAUACGCGAAUUUGAUCUUUGGUCCGACGUCAACCUCCGGGACUACAAAUUGCACAUGGAUGAUUUUGCAACUUACAGCAAGUACAAUGAACAGGCAAUUCCCAAGACACUGUUGUAAGCGCGCGUCGAUUAAUCACAUCGAAUAGAUUGUAAGCUAAUGUGAUAUACGCAUACAAGCAACAGUAUGCUUAUACUACAGCUAUAUGUAUUUGUUAAUAAUAAAUGGUUUCAUACUUU
Molecule: messenger RNA, 1274 nt
Organism: Drosophila montana
Lineage: Eukaryota; Metazoa; Arthropoda; Insecta; Diptera; Drosophilidae
Gene: St1
Product: Sulfotransferase 1
Exons: 3
Coding region: 103-1155 (350 amino acids)
Biological process (GO): sulfation
Cellular component (GO): cytoplasm
Molecular function (GO): sulfotransferase activity
Source: RefSeq, a predicted model, not a curated record